This is a messenger RNA of Phycomyces blakesleeanus NRRL 1555(-), 773 nucleotides long. RefSeq lists its product as hypothetical. Lineage: Eukaryota; Fungi; Mucoromycota; Mucoromycetes; Mucorales; Phycomycetaceae. The transcript is spliced from 6 exons. Gene Ontology annotation, molecular function: GDP binding; GTP binding; GTPase activity. The record is from RefSeq and is a predicted model, not a curated record. The annotation marks the transcript as partial. Gene Ontology annotation, cellular component: plasma membrane. Gene Ontology annotation, biological process: small GTPase-mediated signal transduction.
GCAUGUCAAAUCAAGCCAAAGCAAGAAGAAUCGCGGUUCUCGGUUCAAGAGCCGUUGGCAAAUCAUCACUUGUGAUUCAAUUCUGUGAGAAUCAUUUUGUCGACAGCUACUAUCCAACUAUCGAAAAUACCUUUACCAAGACUAUUAAAUACAGAGGACAUGAAUAUGUUGUUGAAAUUAUGGACACAGCUGGUCAGGAUGAAUACUCUAUUCUGUCAUCUCAUCAUGCCUCAAGUGUAAACGGCUAUGUUCUUGUGUACUCUAUCGCCUCCCGCUCUAGCUUUGAUAUGAUUAAGAUUAUUCGAGACAAGAUUCUCGAUUUCACUGGCCUGGAAACUGUUCCCUGUAUUAUUGUCGGUAACAAAUCUGAUCUGAAUAUCCAAAGACAAGUAACACUGGAAGAAGGAAAGGAACUUGCUCAGCAGUGGGCAUGUCCUCAUAUUGAAACCUCUGCCAAGCACAAUGAGAAUGUUGCCAAGAUUUUUGAUAUGCUUAUUGCUUCUAUCGAAAAAGCAAACAACCCUCCUUCUGAAGAGAAGAAUGCUUGUUCAGUCAUGUAAAAGCUCUUAAUUUUGGUAAUUAAAUCUCUUCUCUUUUUUCUUGAAGAAAAAAAAGGGCACAUUCUAUUGUUAUUAUUAGUUGCUGUUCUUUUUUGUUGUUGUUACUACUCAUGUUAAGUAUAGUCAAUCUUCCUUUUUUACAUUUGAAUAUUUUGUACAUUUUUUCUUGAGGAUUUUACUCGUCACCAUAAUAAAGAUCUCUUAAAAACAAGG